This is a messenger RNA of Loxodonta africana (African savanna elephant), 8167 nucleotides long. It is a transcript of the gene TMEM260, whose product is annotated as transmembrane protein 260. NCBI's taxonomy places the organism in Eukaryota, Metazoa, Chordata, Mammalia, Proboscidea, Elephantidae. The transcript is spliced from 16 exons. The record is from RefSeq and is a predicted model, not a curated record. Bases 1 to 1941 code for a protein of 646 amino acids.
AUGGGUCUCCAUGGUGACGGCGGGGACUUGUCCCGGGGGCGGGCAGCCCGGGCAGGGCCGCGGCGCUCCGGGGGCUUCCGCGGCGGCGUCGCCGUGUUCGCUGCUGUGGCCGCAGUGUUCACCCUCACGCUACCCCCGUCGGUGCCGGGGGGAGACUCGGGGGAACUGAUCACAGCUGCAUAUGAGCUUGGAGUUGCCCAUCCUCCUGGCUACCCUUUGUUCACUCUGGUGGCUAAACUGGCCAUUGUACUAUUUCCUUUUGGUUCAGUUGCCUACCGAGUCAAUCUUCUCUGUGGCUUAUUUGGAGCAGUAGCUGCAUCGUUACUUUUUUUCACUGUUUUCAGGCUUUCUGGCUCAUAUGCUGGAGGAAUCCUUGCUGCGGGGGUGUUUUCAUUUUCUCGUCUAACAUGGCAGUGGUCCAUCUCAGCAGAGGUUUUCAGCUUAAACAAUCUGUUUGUGGGGCUGCUUAUGGCUCUUACUGUACAUUUUGAGGAGGCAGCAACUGCAAAAGAGAGAUCAAAGAUAGUUAAAAUUGGUGCCUUCUGCUGUGGCCUCAGCUUAUGUAACCAGCAUACAAUAGUACUCUAUGUUCUCUGCAUAAUACCAUGGAUUCUCUUUCGACUUUUCAAAGAGAAGGAGCUGUCCAUGGGUUCCCUGCUGAAGUUGAGUCUGUACUUCUCUGCUGGUUUGCUGCCCUAUGUCCACCUUCCCAUCUCAUCCUACCUCAGUCAAGCCCGUUGGACCUGGGGAGACCAGACAACGGUGCUAGGAUUUUUGACACAUUUUCUCAGGGAAGAAUAUGGAACAUUCAGUCUGGCAAAAUCUGAAAUAGGAUCCAGUAUGUCUGAGAUACUGCUUUCUCAGGUAACAAAUAUGAGGACAGAGCUCUCAUUCAACAUCCAAGUCCUUGCAGUUUGGGCAAAUAUAUGUUUAGCAAGAAAGGACAGACCAAAUCCAUCAUUAGUAUGGCUUUUUACUGGGAUGUUUUGUGUUUAUUCAUUGUUCUUUGCUUGGAGGGCAAAUUUAGAUAUCUCGAAACCACUUUUCAUGGGUGUGGUAGAACGAUUCUGGAUGCAGAGCAAUGCGGUGGUGGCCGUCCUUGCCGGCACUGGGUUGGCUGCACUUCUGUCUGAGAGUAACCGAGUGCUGCACAACAGCAUUGGGCUUCAGUGUUUGGAGUGGCUUUCAGCAAUGAUUUUUGUAACUUACCAAAUAUAUUCUAAUUACAGCAUUUGUGACCAAAGGACCAACUAUGUGAUUGAUAAAUUUGCAAAGAACCUUCUAGCCUCUAUGCCUCAUGAUGCAAUUAUUUUACUCAGAGGAGAUUUGCCAGGGAAUUCUCUCCGUUACAUGCAUUACUGUGAGGGAUUGAGGCCAGAUAUUUCAUUAGUGGAUCAGGAAAUGAUGACUUACGAGUGGUAUUUGCCUAAGACGGCAAAGCAUUUACCAGGUGUCAACUUUCCUGGGAACCGGUGGAAUCCUGUGGAAGGCAUAUUACCUAGUGGGAUGGUCACAUUUAAUCUUUAUCAUUUUCUUGAAAUAAACAAACCAAAAGAAACAUUUGUUUGCAUAGGAAUUCAUGAAGGUGACCCCACUUGGAAAAAGAACUAUUCACUUUGGCCAUGGGGCUCUUGUGACAAAUUAGUUCCUUCAGAGAUUGUAUUCAACCCUGAGGAAUGGAUUAAACUUACAAGAAAUAUCUAUAACUGGACUGAAGAAUAUGGACGGUUUGAUCCAUCUUCUUGGGAAUCUGUGGCCAAUGAGGAGAUGUGGCAAGCAAGGAUGAAAACAGCCUUCUUCAUCUUUAACCUGGCAGAAACUGCUAAUGUGCCUUCAAAUGUGAAAACUCAACUCUACACUCACGCAUAUAAUCCACUGUGCCAGUCCAUCUCCUUGAGGGUCUUCCUCUUUUUCACUGACUCUCAGCCUUACCAAGAAUGAUGUCCUUCUCCAGGGACUGGUCCCUCCUGAUAAUGUGUCCAAGUAGGUAAGACAAAGUCUCUCCAUCCUCGCUUCCAAGGAACAUUCUGGCUGUACUUCUUCCAAGACAGAUUUUUCAUUCUGGCAGUCCAUGGAAACCCUGGUGGCCUCGUGGUUAAGAACCCAGGCUGCUAACCAAAAGGUGGGCAGUUAAAUCCACCAGGCGUCCCUUGGAAACCAUAUGGGGCAGUUCUACUGUGUCCUGUAGGGUCGCUGGGAGUCGGGAUUGACGGCAAUGAGUUUGGGUUUUUCUUUGUUUGGCAGUCUAUGGUAUGUAUAUUCAAUAUUCUUUACCAACACCAUAAUUCCAAUGCAUCAGUUCUUCUUCAAUCAUCCUUUCAGUUUUGCUUAUAGAAGAAUGAAAAACCAAAGUUAAAUUAUGCGGAGCUUAAAACAGUUCAUUGAUGGAGAGUGCUUGCAUUUAGUGAGUGUUAUUUUUUGCUAAAAUUAUAUUAAUUCACUAUGUGGACUAGUAUCUGCACAGUUGUGCUUUCUGUGAUCAGAAAGUCAUCUGUAUUCAUCUGGAGCCGUUCCUCACAGUGCAGGAUUGUAACUAGUUACAGUGAUUAUCAAACUGUCAGUCAUCAAAUCAGUUUAGUGGGAGUUAACCAGCAUCUUUUUAAUGAAAUAGAAUAAAAAUAUCAGAGUGCAUCUGAGGUAACAAGGGUUAGGUAUUGUUUCAUGAAACUUUUUGUUCCAAUUUCAUUUCAGUUUUAUAUGUUUAUUAUAUGUGUGUAUAUAGGAGGAGCCCUGAUGUGGUUAAGCACCCAGCUGCUAACUGAAAAGUCAGCAGUUUGAACCCAUCACUUGCUCUGUGGAAGAAACAUGUCACAGUCUGCUUCCAUAAAGAUCUGGAGCACUGGUGGCGUGGUGGUUAAGAGCUAAGCUGCCAACCAAAAGGUCUGCAGUUCAAAUCCACCAGCCACUCCUUGGAAACCCUGUGGGGCAGUUCUACUCUGCCCUGUAGGGUUGCUAUGAGUUGAAAUCAACUCGACAGCAAUAGGUUUGGUUUGGUUUUAUAUGUAUACAACCUAUAUAUCAUACAGAUAUGUGCGUGUAUAUAAAAAAUUUACGUAUCAAUCUAUAAAUGUGUGUACUGGGUCACAACAUAAAAUAUACUUAUUUGGGGCUGCAGUAAAAAAUAUGUUUGAAAGCCACUGGCCUAGGAGAACUUAACCAGCUUUAUUGAAUGUUAAUACCACAAAGGAUAGUAAGGAAUCAUCUAGUACAAACUAGCAUGACUAAUCUGGUUUUAUGAAUGAAGAAACCGAGAUCUGUACCACAAAAGUGACUUAAGAACUGGGACUAGAGAACAUGAGCUUCUUGGCUCCAUUUGUUAUACUUGCCCUUCUUCCAUUGCAGUUAAAUGAAACCGCCUACAUUCCACCAUCAACUCUUCGUUACAUUAAAGUCCCCAAAUAAUGAAGCCAUAUUAAAAUUACGAUAAACUUUUCAAGAGGCAAAUGGUGUGUGAAAUCAAGAACUAGCUGCCUGAAAUGCUUGCCAAAGUCAUGUACUGAAUUCUUUCUCCCCCUCCUCCAACCCACUGGAAUGUAAAUUUUUUUCCCUCCUGUUUUAGACAGGGCCAGUUAUAGCCCCGGCUUGUGACAGAGAAUUUCCCUACCCAUUUUGGAUUUAGGAAUACAUACCCAAAUUAAAGGGUUUUGGCGUGAUAGAAAAAAGUCACUUUGAAAUCCAGGAAAUUAUUAGCAUAAACUACAUUCCAGCUGAAUCAGCUGCUGAAAGGUCCAUUUGAAAAAUGAUGCACUAGUUUAUGUAUUCCUUCCCCUCUUACGCAGGGUUCAAAACACAAUCAUAUUUCUAUGUUUCACAAAAGGAAAUACAUCCCAAUUCCACUGGAAUGUUCGUUGAGUUGGGAAUUAGACUUGGCCUCCGAGAAACCCAGAGCUGGCAUUCAUGAUUGUUCUGUUUGGUUCAGCCACUCUACUAAAAUUUUUACAGGGGCUCCUGAAGACCUAUGUGGCUGAUUUCCUAAUUAUGAACUUUACCAAAUCAGUGUUUAGGUGAUAAUGACUUCUUCCAAAUUUGGCUCUUGAGUCAUAUGUAUGAUUUGUAAAAAUGUGUGGUAAUAAUAGCAACAAUUGUUAUUGUAACAACUAAUCUCUGGUGAGACCUGUUACCCACCGAAUGGCUUCAGUGAUUCAAAAUCACCCGGUUUCCUGCAUUUGGUUAGUGUCAGAGUCAGAAGUAAUUUGGCCCUGCAUCUUUUGGAGGGAAGUAAAUUUGGUGCCAUUCAUGAGACACAGACCCUUCUGAUGUCACCACACAAACAACUGCUACAUGUAUUUUGUGCAUUUGGUAAUGAUGACCUACUUCACAAGGUUACCAUUUAUAUCAAAGUACUUUCCUCCUUUCGCUUGUCUCCUUGUGGACAAAUAGUUGAUUUACAGAGCCUAAACCUGUUGAAUACUGUGAGCUAAUUUGUAGGAAGUGAAUAUGUGAACCUGUGCAAGAAUCUAAGGAGCCCUGGUGGCGCAACAGGUAAACUUUCGGCUGCUAGCCAAAAGGUUGGCAGUUCGAACCUGCCCAGUGUUUCCGCAGGAGAAAGGCCUGGCAAUCUGUUCCCAUAAGGAUUACAGCCUUGAAAAUGAAAUGGGACAGUUCUACUCUGUCAUGUGGGGUUGCUAUGAGUUGGAAUCAACUUGACAGCACGCAACAACAAUGCAAGAAUCUAGCAAAACUAGAACUUUGUUUUAAAGUAAUACAUGAGAUCCCAUAAUUAUUGUACUUUUAUUGUCAUAUGAAACAUAAUUGUGUGACUUGCUUGAAAUUUUGGUAAGAUAUAGUUCCGAAGUUAUUUUGGUUCUCCUGGGUCAAAUAAAUAUGUUAACAAACACCUUCAUGUCAUCCCUAAUGCCUCUAAAACCAGUGUGCUGUCUCCUACAGGAGCUCCCUACGACCUCCCAGUGAGAGAGGGACACCUGUAAUUCUUAUUACCUGCACGAAGAAGCACACGCAAGGAUGUAUGCCUGGUGUGUUCAUUUUGUCCCUAAAAGAGCAAAGAGCAGAAACUUAGUCCUUCCCAAGUUUUCUAUCCCCAAGUUUUUGCAUUUCCAAGUUGCAAACUGUCCCACAAGUACAUACCUUCUCAGGAUCACACUUCAGGAGCUUUAUAGUAUAGUGGUUAGAGCUGGACUCCCAGCUCUGCCACUUACUAGCUAUUAUUGAAGGAAGUUUCUUAAGUGCUGUGUGCCUUAAUUUCCUUUUCUGUAAAAUAGGGAUAUAGUAGACUCAACUCUACGAACAACUAACAACAACAGCAGUGGACUUAGCCAAUGGUGUGGUUAUAAGGAUUAAAUAGGUUGGUAUAUAUGCAGUGCAUUGAACAGUGCCUGGUGUAUACCAAGAGAUCGUAGUGUUGGCUGUUUUCAUUAAUACGCCAGAAAAAACCAUUUCUCAUCUACUUCAGGCACCUGUAUAAAACAAGUCUUCAAAACCUCCUGCUGUUUUGUUUCUCUCCUAAAUGCUUUUAAAAAGUCCUUACUGAAAAUGCAUCUGGAAAACUCAAAAAAUAGUUAAAUUACAGUUAUAAAUAAUGUGUUAAGUUAUAUGCAUAAUUGGAAGUUAUAAGAGGGUAACCAAGAAGCACUGAGAAGAUGAAGAAAUGAAAUAGUUCCAUCAACAAGAGAAACAUGUCUCAAUCUGCAUGAACACACCCACGUGUACAAGGAGCAAAAUCCCAAUGUCCACAGUCCAUUCAUGUCACCAUCACUCUGACCUUUACGGCCUUUCUUCCCUCCUAUUGGCUGUCCUAAAUUAUGGCCCACCAUACAGGAAGCUUCAGCACUACUACUGUUGGCCUCCUUCCCAAACUUAGACUUGGCCUUGUAUACAUUUGAUCUGAUUCCACUUUCCCCCAAAUGGUGAUGGAUUCCAUUGGCCCCAGAGACUUCCCAAAGAACAGUCUUCUCCCAACACAGCUAGCUUCUCCACGUACUUACAGGACUGAUACAAGACAGAAAUCUUGGAGUUCUCAGGGGCCACUGCUGCUGGACUUUCAAAAUCAUACUGGGGGAAGUGGUCAUAGAUUUCCCAGUGGAGAUGAAUGGUGUGCCCAUGAGUAUGUUUUGCACUCCAUUUCUUUCUUUAAUCAUCUAGUAGCCAUUUUUUGAGUUCCUACAAUGUCCCAGGCAUGGAUACUAGGUUUACAGAAGGGGGCCAGGCAGACAAGGGCCCUGUCCCCUCUGGAGCUCUCCUUCUAGGGGGGAAGAAAGCCAAAAAGCAAGUCUAAAAAUUGCCCCAAAGAUCCUUUUUCAUCACCACAACCCUGUCUGUCACUUUAUCAUACUGUGGUGGCUUGUGUGUUGCUAUGAUGCUGGAAGCUAUGCCACAGGUGUUCCAAAUACCAACAGGUCACCUAUGGCGGACAAGUUUCAGCAGAGCUUCCAGACUAGAUAGACUAAGAAGAAAGGUCUGGUGAUGUACUUCCAAAAAUUAGCCAAUGAAAACCCUAUGGAUCACAACAGAAUCCUGGUCAGCAUAGCACCAGAUGAUAAGCCCCUAGGUUAGAAGGCUGCAGUGGACUCAGACAUGCCUACAGUCAUGAGGAUGGCACGACACCAGGCUGCAAUGGACUCAGGCAUGCCUACAGUCAGGAGGAUGGCACGACACCAGGCAGCAAUGGACUCAGGCAUGCCUACAGUCAGGAGGAUGGCACGACACCAGGCAGCAAUGGACUCAGGCAUGCCUACAGUCAGGAGGAUGGCACGACACCAGGCAGCAAUUCGUUCUGUUGUACAUGGGGUCGCCAUGAACUGGGGCUGACUCUACAGCAGCUAACAAUAACAAGCACAUGUUACCCAGCCAGGAAACUCAAGCCUGCUCUCUCACUGUUGAAAAUGCUGCUUGAGACAUGCUGAGCACCACACCCUCAACACAAAGUAGCAGGGUUUCUCCCCCUUGAGCUGUCUGCAUCUCAUCCUCAGGUUAUCUGGAGCCCUGCGGAAUGCACAAAGUGCUGUCCUGGGCCACAAAACUCUCAUUAUGGGGUACCUUUCCCUGCACUCCCCACACACCAACAUUUAUAAUAUUUUGUCUUCCCAGGCUACCCUGGAAACCCUGAUGGAGUAGAGGUUUAAAACUAUGGCUGCUAGCCCAAAGGUCUGCAGUUAAAAUCCACCAGGCGCUCCUUGGACACCCUAUGAGGCAGUUCUACUCUGUCCUGUAGGGUCACUAUGAGUCAGAAUCGACUUGACGGCAAUGGGUUUAGCGAGGGGCUACCUCUCAUCCCUCUGCUCAUCUCAACAGCCCUGGAUUAAGGAAACACUAGCACUGUCUACCUGUAGCAAAGAAAUAUCUUCACUUCUCCCACUGCCACUCAUGGUAACAGACAAAGGAGAGGGAAGGAAGAGAAGCGUAUCAAUUGCCCUGAGGCUUGGCGUCUAAUUCUCCUCAAGCCCCCACUCAAGGUCCACUAGGGGGGCUGGCUGAUUUCAUUCAUGCCUUCAGCACUUGCUCCUGCUUAACAGCACUGCUGGAAGAACAGGUCCUGCUUUGGCUUCUACAAAGCUAGGAGGGAUCAUUGCUUCCAUAGUAUUCUUGCCAAAAAUGCGAAGUCUCAAUCAUGAGAAAACAUCAGAGAAACCCAAACUGAAAAUAGCCUACAAAAUACCUGAUGGGUACUCUUCAAAAGUGUCAAGGUCAUGAAAGACAAGGCAAAACUGAGGAAUUUGUCACAGACUGGAUUAGACCAAGGAGACCAAAAAACCGUUGCUGUCGAGUCGAUUCCGACUCAUAGUAACCCUACAGGACAGGGUAGAACUGCCCCAUAGAAUUUCCAAGGAGCAUCUGGUGGAUUCGAACUGCUGACCUCUUGGUUAGCAACCACAGUUCAUAACCACUAUGCCACCAGGAUUUCCUCCAAGGAGAUAGGAGAACUAAAUGCAAUGCAGGAUCCUGGAUUGCAUCCUGGAAAGGAAAAAUUGGUGAAAUGGGAAUUAAAAUCUAUAGUGUUGUUAAGCAUAUUUUGCUAAUGUUAAUUAUUUGGCUUUGAUAAUUGUAUUACGGUUAUGUAAGAUGUUACAUUAGGGGAAGCUGGGUGGGUGAAGGGUAUACAGGAACACUAUUAUUUUUGCAACUUUUCUGUAAAUCUAAAAUUAUGACAAAAUAAAAAGCUAAAAAAAAAAAAGCAUAGCACACCUUUUCCCUCUUACCCCUUGUCAUUCUU